UUUGGUAGAGAACAAAAAACGAAGCUUAAACCCUUUCUCUUCCUCCGCCGCGUUCUCAAAUUCCUCCAAAGCUCAAGCUCAAGAGCCUUUUCGAUUUUUUUUGUUUUCUUAAGAACCAACCUUUGCUUCUCGUACCCUUCUCUGUGAUUUCGUUUCCAAACGAAACGCAGAGCUUUGCACACUCUCUGAUUAACCAUGGCGACUUCAGCUGAUGCUCGAGCGGUAAAGUCGCUCAACACUUCCGGGGGGCGUAAGAAAUUUGUGUUCAAGAAUUUACCCGAGAGAAUCAAUGAAAUUGACAUCACCAGCACCGAGUUUAGGACCUUAAAUAAGGUGAAGGCUGAGCCUUCUGAAGGAUCCACUUUUUUCAGGGAUUGCCUCGUAGAAUGGAGGGAACUAAAUACUGCAGAAGACUUCAUCUUGUUUUAUGAAGAAAUGUUACCACUAGUCCAGAAUUUGGAGUUGGUUAUUUUGGAAAAAGAAAACAUCUUCUCGAAACUUGUCUCUCGAUUACAAAUGAAAGCAAGAUUAUCUCUUGAACCCAUUCUCAGGUUGAUUGCUGCUCUAUCAAGAGAUCUUUUGAGGGAUUUUCUUCCCUUCUUGCCACGAAUUGUGAACUCGUUACUGAUUCUCCUAAAAAAUGGUGCCCAUAAAGAGCCGGAGAUUAUUGAGCAGAUAUUCUCAUCAUGGUCUUCCAUAAUAGAGUCCCUGCGGAAGUAUCUCGUAUGCGACAUCGAAGGCAUUCUCAGGGAUACGUUGGAAUUGAGGUAUCACCCCAAAGACUAUAUCAGUGAAUUUAUGUCAGAGUCCAUGUCAUUUCUGUUGAGGAAUGCAUCGGAUGAGCAACUUGAAAAAGGGAUCAGCAUGAUCCUUUCUGAAGUUGCACAUCAACCCAACAACGUUGGAGGAGUUGGAUUACUCUAUUAUGCUAUGCGGGGUACCUGUGGAGGACUCCAUUCAAAAGCUGGGAGAGUUUUGAGGUUCUUGCUGAAAGAUUCAACAUUAUCUCUUUGUGAUAAUUUUCCUAAAGGCCCUGGUACAGUCGUGGAAGUUGUGAGUUUGGUUUUGCAGAGAAUAUGCGAGGAUUUGGAAGCAGAAAAAUCAAUUGUCAUGUGGGAGUACUUGUAUAAGAAUAUAAACAAAUCAAUUUCAAACAAAAAGUCAGUUCAUCUAAGCCGACUAUUGAAUGUGCUUACUGCAGUUGUUAGGAUUGAGAAAGGUCGCAAGGUACAUGAUAGCUCGUCACUGAUUGGAAUCGUGAGCCGCAUUGUGUCAACGUUUGUUGCUUCCUCUGGGACCCUUGUAGAAGGUGAUAAUUUAUCUGCUGUCCUCGAUGAAGUUCUACAAUUGAUAUUAUGCACAAUCAACAGAGUCAAUGAAAUGCCAAUUGUUGCUUCGCAAUGGGCUCCGAUUUUUGCCUUGAAAAGUUCAAGUUUGCUGACUUUUUUGAGGGAGUUCCUACUGAAGGAUCAUUCAGUUGUGAAAGCCUUUACAAAUAAUAUAUUAAGUGCAAUUAACAACAUGAUUUGGGAGUCUCCUGAGGAAGUUAUUCCUCUGUUACUAACACUGUGUGAGAGUCAACAAACAAGUCAUGACGGGGUGAACAUCAUAAAUCAAAUAUUUGAGGGUAAAUAUGAGAGAAUUCAUUCGUUCUUGGAAAAGAAUUUAAAAGAGAUUCAACAGAAUAUCGAGAAUACUGGAUUAGUUCAAAUUGACGAGGCCAAGUUGGCUAUCAUUUGGGGAGUUGUCAACUGUUAUCCUUAUUUUAGAGUGGAUUCAUCAUUACUGAUUUGCUUUAAGAAGACUCUCAGACAGCAUUUGGGAGUGUCGGAUGUGUCAUCUGUUGAUCGAACACAUGAAGAUUCAUGGGCGGGGUCUGCCACUAUACAAAAUCCUAAAUAAUUCUCAUAUCCUGUUUUGCAGUGUCUUCUCCGUGAUAUUUCUUUCAUUGAGCUGUUUGUUCACUGGAAAUUGAGUUGCCCUUGAAUGUGAUUUUAUUUUCUGGAUUUUA
This is a messenger RNA of Camelina sativa (false flax), 2011 nucleotides long. The record is from RefSeq and is a predicted model, not a curated record. NCBI's taxonomy places the organism in Eukaryota, Viridiplantae, Streptophyta, Magnoliopsida, Brassicales, Brassicaceae.